AAAUUUCUCACCAAGCGGGGCAGAUUAGAUUCGGAUGGAUUUCGAUUUUUCGAGGAGCGAAUGAGAAGGGCGGCUGGACUGCACACUUGACGGCUUAUGGUUGUUGGGGAUCCCAAUGGCACCGACUUGCUUGCACAUGCAAAAAAGCGAAGCCAGGCCGGGCCACGUCUCACCAGGAGCCGGGGGGUUGAUACGCAGGAUGCUGGGAUUCUGCGGUGAUUAUGGGCAUUGAGCCUGUCAAGGCCUGUCAGAUGUCAGACUGUGGUGACGCUGGAUGGAUGGAUUGGGAUGGGACAUGGACAGGCAGAGAACAGCCCGGGUAUAUUAUUUGGGCAUCAGGGGGAUGAAGAUUCAUCUGCAUUUCUGCAUUUCUUUAGGCUCUCGACUCAAUGGGGAGCAAAUCAACAAAAUACACGUAUAUACGUACAUACCUCAUACAGACAGGCAGACGCCGAUGGGCCGACCAAAAUUCAACUACUAGCACUAACAGAAUCUCUCGCUCUCGUACUCGUAUAUACUUACUUGAUUCCUUGGGCCUCACUCAGUCGGCCUAAUCGCCGUGUGUCCUGUCUUACUUACUGUUACGGCGAUAUUUCGUCCUUCUGCCGCAUCCUGCUGGUCCCCUAUCGGUGCUUUUCCCCUUCAGGAUUCCCCGCAUGCAUCCUGCGUAUCAGCAACAGGCCCAGGGGGAAAAGCCCCGAAUUUCGUUAUAAGCAAUCAGGAAGGUCCAAGAAAAGGCGAGGUGAUCAAUUGCAAUAGAUAUGAAGCCAAAGGGCGAGAGAUAAACCGUUUGCUAGUAUGGCACACCAGCAAGCAGUCAAGAUAUGGCAGAAGAAAGAAAAAAUUACCUAGGUAAAGAAGAAAAAAAGUUCACAGUGGUAUCUACCUCAACAGCAAAAUACAAGUCGAAGCCGUAGAAAUCCUUC
This is a messenger RNA of Trichoderma harzianum CBS 226.95, 926 nucleotides long. RefSeq lists its product as hypothetical. The record is from RefSeq and is a predicted model, not a curated record. The coding region runs from base 289 to 759 and encodes 156 amino acids. Lineage: Eukaryota; Fungi; Ascomycota; Sordariomycetes; Hypocreales; Hypocreaceae. The transcript has a single exon.